AUGUCUUCCUCCCCGGAGGUGGCAUCUGUGCCGUCAUCCCCGGAGGUGGCAUCUGUGCCGUCCUCCCCGGAGGUGGCAUCUGUGCCGUCAUUCCCGGAGGUGGCAUCUGUGCCGUCAUUCCCGGAGGUGGCAUCUGUGCCGUCCUCCCCGGAGGUGGCAUCUGUGCCGCCCUCCCCGGAGGUGGCAUCUGUGCCGUCAUCCUCGGAGGUGGCAUCUGUGCCGUCAUCCUCGGAGGUGGCAUCUGUGCCGUCAUCCUCGGAGGUGGCAUCUGUGCCGCCCUCCCCGGAGGUGGCAUCUGUGCCGCCCUCCCCGGAGGUGGCAUCUGUGCCGCCCUCCCCGGAGGUGGCAUCUGUGCCGCCCUCCCCGGAGGUGGCAUCUGUGCCGCCCUCCCCGGAGGUGGCAUCUGUGCCGCCCUCCCCGGAGGUGGCAUCUGUGCCGCCCUCCCCGGAGGUGGCAUCUGUGCCGCCCUCCCCGGAGGUGGCAUCUGUGCCGCCCUCCCCGGAGGUGGCAUCUGUGCCGCCCUCCCCGGAGGUGGCAUCUGUGCCGCCCUCCCCGGAGGUGGCAUCUGUGCCGCCCUCCCCGGAAGUGGCAUCUGUGCCGCCCUCCCCGGAGGUGGCAUCUGUGCCGCCCUCCCCGGAGGUGGCAUCUGUGCCGCCCUCCCUGCCUCUCCCUCCUAGCCUGUUUACACCGGGUUGUUGUUAA
Molecule: messenger RNA, 702 nt
Organism: Procambarus clarkii (red swamp crayfish)
Lineage: Eukaryota; Metazoa; Arthropoda; Malacostraca; Decapoda; Cambaridae
Source: RefSeq, a predicted model, not a curated record